CUGGAGUUCAUUUUAGAAGAAUCUUGUGUCUAUUACAUGGCAAAAGGCAAUCAUUCAUCAGUGACUGACUUCAUCCUCCUAGGGCUCACAGAUAAUCCGGAACUUCAAGUCAUUCUCUUUGGUGUAUUCUUACUGAUUUACUUAGUUACUGUUAUGGGUAAUCUUGGUUUAAUUGUGCUAAUCCAAAUCAGUCCUCAGCUUCACACACCAAUGUAUUUUUUCCUUAGCCAUCUGGCUUUUGUGGAUUUUUAUGGUACCUCUGCUAUCACUCCAAACACCCUUGUCAACUCUUUGCGUGAAAUUAAAAGCAUGUCAUUUUAUGCAUGUGCCACUCAAGUGUGUUGCUUUAUCACAUUUUCAGUUUGGGAAUUAUUGUUGCUCUCUGUCAUGGCGUAUGAUCGGUAUGUUGCCAUCUGCAAACCUUUACUCUAUGUAGUUCUCAUGCCUAGGAGGCUCUGCAUUCAAAUGGUCACUAGCUCAUAUAUUUAUGGAUUCACUGUGGGACUCAUACAAGCAAUGGCCACAUUCCGCAUGUCUUUUUGUGACUCUAAUGUGGUUAACCAGUUCUACUGUGAUGAUGUUCCUCUGAUUGCUCUGGCUUGUUCAGAUACACAAGUCAAGGCGUUGAUGUUGUUCAUUAUUGCUGGGUUCAAUGUUUUUUGUUCUCUUAUCGUUGUUCUCAUCUCCUAUGUUUUUAUUGUCUUUGCUAUCCUAAGGAUCCACUCUGCUGCAGGAAGACAGAAGGCCUUUUCUACCUGCGCUUCUCACGUGUUUUCUAUUUCCAUAUAUUAUGGGACCCUCAGUUUUAUGUACCUACAGCCUAAGUCAAGCCAUGAACUAGAUAAAGACAAAUUUGCCUCAGUAUUCUAUGCAGUGGUGAUUCCCAUGCUAAAUCCAUUGAUCUAUAGCUUGAGGAAUCAAGAGGUAAAAAAUGCUAUGAAAAAGAUUAUUAAAAAGAUGUACUCUAGUAAUCAGUAG
This is a messenger RNA of Sapajus apella (tufted capuchin), 978 nucleotides long. RefSeq names its product olfactory receptor 5AL1. The coding region runs from base 37 to 978 and encodes 313 amino acids. The record is from RefSeq and is a predicted model, not a curated record. Gene Ontology annotation, cellular component: membrane. Gene Ontology annotation, biological process: sensory perception of smell; G protein-coupled receptor signaling pathway. NCBI's taxonomy places the organism in Eukaryota, Metazoa, Chordata, Mammalia, Primates, Cebidae. Gene Ontology annotation, molecular function: odorant binding; olfactory receptor activity; G protein-coupled receptor activity. The transcript has a single exon.